Molecule: messenger RNA, 372 nt
Organism: Prunus armeniaca (apricot)
Lineage: Eukaryota; Viridiplantae; Streptophyta; Magnoliopsida; Rosales; Rosaceae
Source: the annotation of a GenBank genome assembly
AUGGAAAAAGAGUCUUCUGAGUCCAAAAGCCAGUCAGAAAGUCCAAACAACUCUGAUGAUGAACCUUCUGAUAGCCAACAAGUUGUAAAUUUAAUCAAACAAGUCAGCUUUAGAAAAUGGUACUCGAAAGUGACAAUAUUUGUCCAAAACUUUGAAUUCACCACAAUUGCCCUAUUUGACUUAGGAGCUGAUCUUAACUGUAUUCAGGAAGGUCUAAUCCCUACUAAGUUUUACCAGAAGUCUAGAGAAUCCUUAAGCACUGCUUCAGGAAAAUCACUCCAGUUAAAUUUUGAAUUGCCAAAGGCCCAUGUCUGCCAAAAUAAAAUUUGCUUCAAAACCUCAUUUGUCUUAGUCAAGAAUAUCACUGACUAA